This is a messenger RNA of Cuscuta campestris, 1762 nucleotides long. Lineage: Eukaryota; Viridiplantae; Streptophyta; Magnoliopsida; Solanales; Convolvulaceae. The record is from the annotation of a GenBank genome assembly.
GAGGGAGUAUCAAAUUUAACUUUAACCACUCCCAUUUUUAUUACCAUUAUCCAACUCAGGUGGUUCAGCACUUCAGCAAUGGCGCUCGACCCCUCAGCUUUUGAAACCAUAGUCCCUUCCCGCUACAUCACCUUCACGCUCCCAAACCCUCUCCUCCACCUCAACCACUUCACCGCCACCCUCCUCCGCAUAGCCGUCAUCGACUCCCCGUCCGGCGCCACCGCACAGACCACGAUCGGCGCCAUGCUCGUCCCUCCCUUCCGCGAAUCCGACUGGACCUUCUCCACGGAGUCCGGCCACCUCCAGCUCAUCCUCGCCUUCCCGCACCUCUCCCGCCUCGUCCUCAUCGGGAACUGUCCCGAUUCCCCACGCGCCACCUCUCAUAAGCCCCCGUCGCCUACGGACGAUACCUCCGAGAUCGAGGAUGCCCUGAUGCCCCUGAUGAUCGCCCUGUGUCCCAAAGAGGCAUUUCGUCGAACAGGUGGCGGGCUUCCGCGAAUCCCUUUCCUGAGCUACGAAGACAAAGUGAUCCAAAUUCGCGUAUUGGAAACUUGUUUCGGAAACCGUGUUGGAGAAAUCGCAGUGGAGGAUGUGGAGCUGGAAGCUGAGAACGGCGGCAGAGAGUUCCGGCGAAGGCUGAGGUUCAAGAGAACGCCGAAUCUAAUCCAGACUCAGGUAAGAAUCCACCCCGAAUCGCUGGAUUUUGAAAACCUAGAAGCCAUGAAAUUCCAAGCAGAUAAUAGGGUUUUGGUUCAUCCUUAUUUGACCCCAAUGGUUGCUGGGCUAUCUGUGAUUGCCUCGCAUUUGGAUGGGCUAAUACGAACUGGAAUCAGGCCAAAAGCAUUGUGCUUAGGGGUUGGAGGAGGGGCAUUGCUUAGUUUCUUGAACUCCCAACUGGGUUUCGAAGUAUUAGGUGUUGAAGAGGACGACCGCGUCUUGGAAAUGGCUAGAAAAUAUUUUGGCUUGGAAGAAGAUGGUGAAUCAAUUCGUUUAUGCGUAGGAGAUGGAAUGGAUAUGAUCAGAAAACUAUACAUUGGGGCUGGAAAAAAUCAAAAUCAUGAUCUCUCAAAUGCAAAAGAUGAUGGUGUCAAGUUUGAUGUCAUUAUGGUUGAUCUCGACUCGGCUUGCACUGGUGCAGGAAUGAGUGCGCCUCCAACUGAGUUUGUUCAUAAAUCUACACUCUCUGCAGCAAAGAGGCUUCUUUCCGAGCACGGGGCUAUUAUUGUCAAUGUCAUGCCUCUUUGCGAGCAAUUCUACGAAACACUGGUGAGUGAGUUUCAAGAUGUUUUCGAGGAGUUGUACGAAAUAGACGUCGCGGACGAUGAGAAUGUUGUCGUGAUUGCUACCGCGUCGAAGAUUCGGAGAGAUUCGGGCGAUUCUGGGAAGUCUUUUCUCAGUAAGUUGGAUUGUGUGAUACAAGGGUCUUCUUACUUGGAUUCUAUUAGGGCAGUCUCAAAAAAUGUUGUAAGGUGAGUGAUGUGGGCAUUGGUGGAAACUCUGCAGUUUUGUGGAGAUUUUGUUCCUAUUUCUCCUCAAGUAGAGGUUGUGAAAGCCUAUGGUGUAUUCAAUGACAUUCUGAACUUCACUUGAUGACAAAUUUGUGUUUUUCUGGCCAGAGCUUUAACAUUAAUUAGCUUCAUCUUGGACAAUAUAUAAUUUUAGUGUUUUCAAUGUUAAUGUUACACCUAAUUGAUUAUCUAAAGUGUUCGCCAAUUGAAAAUGUUAUUUCCAAACAUGGCUUUAGUAAAUGUUACUCUAUCCC